Molecule: messenger RNA, 2364 nt
Organism: Venustampulla echinocandica
Lineage: Eukaryota; Fungi; Ascomycota; Leotiomycetes; Helotiales; Pleuroascaceae
Product: Ubiquitinyl hydrolase 1
Exons: 4
Coding region: 1-2364 (787 amino acids)
Biological process (GO): protein deubiquitination
Molecular function (GO): zinc ion binding; cysteine-type deubiquitinase activity; protein binding
Source: RefSeq, a predicted model, not a curated record
AUGUCUUGCAAGCACGUUGACUCGCCAGAUCUGCGUCCUCCAGGCCCAAACCAGUCGGUCUAUCGGGAAGACUGCACAGAAUGCUUCGACUCGAUUGAUGAUCUGACCGGUUUGGAUGUCUGUCUUUACUGCUUCAACGGCGGAUGCACUGGAGAGAGAAAGCAUGCAGCGCUCCAUUAUGCGACCAAGAACCACCCCUUGGCAUUGAAUAUUCGCCGGACCCGAAAAGUUAUUGUUCGUGACGAGCCACCACAAAAGAUGUCUAGACUGGCCAUCGCAGCCGAAACCGAGGCGGAUCGAUACAACUAUGAAACAACCGUUCGGUGUUAUGAAUGUGAUGUUGAGAAUGUGGAUAAAUCGGCUGGCAAGCUUCCUGCGAUGAUCGAGUCGGUCAUGAAGGCGAACACAUUUUCAAGACAAGAGGAAGUGAAGGCAUGGGAACAAGAGUUCACAACUUGCGAGCAUAUUCUUACUCUCCAGCAAGAACCUGCAAAGCAAAUCCAGUCUCAGGACCUUGGUCAUUGUUCGUUAUGUGAUCUGCAGGAAAACCUCUGGCUCUGCCUGCAGUGUGGCAACCUUGGCUGUGGUCGUGCACAAUUUGGGGGGCUUCGCGGUCAUUCCCACGCUUUAGAGCAUAAAACCGGCACAGGGCAUGCGGUAGCCGUCAAGCUAGGAUCUAUUACGCCGGAUGGAACUGCCGAUGUCUACUGCUAUCAGUGCGAUGAGGAGCGACUAGAUGAUGACCUUGGCCGCCAUCUUGCUCAUUGGGGAAUUAUCCUUGCUGAGCGGCAAAAGACUGAGAAGAGCCUGACGGAGAUGAAUGUAGAGGAGAAUUUACGUUGGGAGUUUUCUAUGACUGAUGAGGCUGGCCAGGAACUAAAGAAACUAUUUGGCCAAGGUUUCACCGGUCUGAAGAACCUUGGGAAUAGCUGCUAUAUGGCCAGUACUCUGCAAUGUCUUUUUGCGCUCCCUCAAUUUCAAACGCGCUAUGCCCUUCCGCCGUCGGAGAUGCCUACUGUUGAAGAGCCAGCGUCAGAUCUGGAGACGCAACUUCGCAAAUUAGCUGAUGGGUUGUACUCUGGGCGUUAUUCACAUUCCGACGCCGACAUCACCUCAUCCGACAAUUCUGCCGAUGUUGCCUACCAGAAGGGUCUUGCACCAGCUAUGUUAAAGCAUCUCAUUGGGAGAGGCCACUCGGAGUUCUCAACGAUGCGUCAACAGGACGCUUUCGAAUUUCUCCUUCAUGUUUUCAAGCUCAUUACUCGCUCUAAACAUAUUGCGCCUUUGCAAGACCCCACUCAAUCUUUUCGCUUUGUCAUGGAGCAGCGUUUGCAGUGCCUCAAUUGCAAGAAGGUCCGAUACAGGAGCGAUGAACAAGAUAAUAUCUCAAUUCCGGUUCCGAUCCGCCGGAUUCCCCAGCAAAGUGCAGAAUUGCAGGGCGAUGGAGACAAGAAGGUGGACGAGUACCAAUCGGUCACCUUGAAGGAAUGUCUGGACAGCUUCACAGGCGAAGAGCGUGUGGAACUUACGUGCUCCGCUUGUGGCAGCAAGGAUGGAUUUUCAAAGAGAUCGCUUUUCAAAACAUUCCCGGAGGUGCUAGCUGUAAAUGCUCGACGAUUCGUGCUUAUCAACUGGGUCCCUACCAAGGUCGAUGUGCCAGUCGUUGUUGGCGAUGAGCCCUUCCUUCUUGAUGAUUACAAGUCGCCAGGACACCAGCCUUCUGAGGAGCUACUUCCAGAUGAUGAAAGCGACAAUAAGCCCGUUUUCUCUGCCAACCAGGAGGCUCUGCUACAACUAGAGGGCAUGGGCUUCCCACGUAACCGUUGCGAGAAGGCUCUCCAUGCUACUGGAAAUACAGAUGCGGAUACAGCGAUGGAGUGGCUAUUCGCUCAUAUGGAAGAUCCGGACAUUGACGCACCUUUGGACCUCGGUGGUGCACAAGCAGCUUCUGGCGCGGUAGACCCUGACAAAAUCGAAAUGCUCGGCGCAAUGGGAUUUGGCCCGCCACAGGCACGUAAAGCUCUAAAAGAAACCGGCGGAGAUGUGGAGCGAGCUGUUGAAUGGCUGUUUAGCCAUCCAGAUGACCAGGGAGAAUUCGAAGACGAUACCGCCGCAGCAAGUGAAUCAGCCCCGAAAGACACCCCAGGUAGCAGCGAGCUACCCGCCAAAUUCCAACUACAAUCCAUAAUCUGCCACAAAGGAGCUAGUAUUCAUGCAGGGCAUUACGUCGCCUUCAUUCGUAAAUCUAUUCCCGGUGAAGAUACGCCAGCAUGGGUUCUAUACAACGAUGAAAAGGUUGUCAAGGCGCUUGAUAUCGAGGAAAUGAAGAAAUUUGCGUACGUGUACUUCUUUCAACGCAUUUGA